Molecule: messenger RNA, 924 nt
Organism: Agelaius phoeniceus (red-winged blackbird)
Lineage: Eukaryota; Metazoa; Chordata; Aves; Passeriformes; Icteridae
Source: RefSeq, a predicted model, not a curated record
AUGGUGUGUCUGAUGCUCAUCCUGAGCCAUUCCCUGGGACCAGGGGGGUUGUCCCUCUCCGGGGUGACAUCCCUUCCUGCCCAGCAGUGCCAGCCCUGCUCUGGUCCCCAGGGGGGUGGCAGCCACCGCCUGGCGCUGCAGAGGAUGGCGGGACACCUGCUGUCCCUGCGCCGCCGUGUCGCCAGCCUGGAGGCGGAGAACGGGCACCUGCGGCACAGCCUGGCCCGGCUGCGGGAGCCGGAGCAGCUCCGCGGCACCGACACCGACGUGCUGGGCCGGGACGAGCUGCUGGACAGGCUGGCCACCCUGUCCCAUGAGCUGGCGGCGGGCGCGCUGGAGCUGCGGGCACUGCGGGACCGGGUGCAGCGGCUGCAGAACGAGCUGAUCCGGAAGAACGACCGCGAGAAGGAGCUGGUGCUGCUCCAGCGGCGGCAGCAGCUGGCACUGAGGCGCUGCCAGGACAGGGCGGCCGAGGCCGGGGCGCUGCAGCGGGCGCUGCGGCAGCAGGACAAGGUGAUCGAGGCCAUGGAGCGGCUGCUGCUGCGGGACAGGAGCGCCGAGAGAGCCGCGGGUGCCACCCUGGCGGCGCUGCUGGCCCAGAAGCGGCUGCGGGAGGAACCGGCCCGACCCGCCCGGGCCGCGCCGGACACGGCCCGGGGGUGGCAGCGGCGCGGGGCCGAUCCCGACCCGGCGCUCCCGUGCCCGCAGCGGCUCCCGGGGCCCGGUGAGAAGCUGGAGCUGCUGGCGCGGCUGGAGCGGGAGCAGGGCCGGGCCCGGGCGCUGGAGAGGCAGCUGCAGGAGGCUGCCCGGAGCUGGGCCCGGGGCCAGCAGGAGUUGGGGACGCGCCUGCGGGAGCAGGAGCACGGCCUGGCCCUGUGUCCCUCUGCCCACCCCAAGCCCUCCCGUGGGAAUGACCCCCAGUGA